Messenger RNA from Uranotaenia lowii, 2256 nucleotides. RefSeq lists its product as uncharacterized. NCBI's taxonomy places the organism in Eukaryota, Metazoa, Arthropoda, Insecta, Diptera, Culicidae. The transcript has a single exon. The record is from RefSeq and is a predicted model, not a curated record. The coding region runs from base 1 to 2256 and encodes 751 amino acids.
AUGUCAGUCACGGGGAGCAACUAUUCGGUGGCGCUAAAAAUUUUGACUGAUCGGUACCAGAACUUGAACAUCCUGGUACGCAGUCACAUUGAUGCAUUGUUCAAGGUGGAAAAAGUGCGGAAGGAGUGUCCUCGUGAAUUGACAAGUUUGGUCGGUGACUUCGAAAACAACUUGGGAAUUCUGGAGAAGCUGGGCGAGAACACCAAAGGCUGGAGUUCACUACUGGUGUUCAUGGUGUCAGCGCGACUGGAUCACAACACGCUUCGCGAGUGGCAGCGAGCUGCGGAUAAGAAACGAAUGCCAACCUACGAUGAGCUGAUCACUUUCAUCCGCGAGUACGUGAUGGAGUUGGAAACAUUGCAGUCCGAUCGACCAGCGUGUGACUCCAUACCUGUUCCCCUGAUCGUGAAUGCCGGGACCACCGUCCAACCCAAAGACAACUGUGCGGCGUGCGGGAUGGGACAUCGUCUGUAUUUCUGCGACCAGUUCAAACAAAUGCCAGUUACUCAACGUGCUGCGAUCGUGAACGAAGCUGGAUUGUGCGUCAACUGCCUGUUUGGAAAACAUUCGUUCGUUACUUGCAAGUACGGAGCCUGCCGAAUAUGCGGAACCAAGCACCACUCACUAUUGCACGUCCCGGAUUUGGAUACAGCUCGUGAAUCCAGCAUAAACCAAUUGGAGAACCAGUCAUUAGUUUCGAAUUCCGCUGGUGACGAUCGUACGCUUCCUGUUUCUGCUCCUCUCAGCCUCUCCGCCCAUACGCACUCGGGGAUCAAACGUCUCGACCUCUCCCCUUCGAAUCAGGUAUUUCUCGCCACUGCUGUCGUCAAAGUUUUUGGUCCAAAGGGUACAUCGUUCCUCGCUCGGGUUCUGCUUGAUAGCGCUUCACAGCCGAAUCUAAUGACCGAAAGAUUUCGUCGUCUUCUUAAUUCGCGGAAGACUCCUGAUAACACGGAGAUUGCUGGCAUAGGAGGAAAAAAUUCUGCAGUUUCACUAUUUUCGACUGUCGCUACGGUUGCCUCACGAUUGAACAACUUCCGAGUUCCGCUGCAGUUUAUUGUUUUGGAUAAGGUUACCAGCGAUCUUCCAACAAGAACCGCUGAUACAAGCGAUUGGGUCAUUCCGGAGAACGUUCGUCUUGCUGAUCCAUCGUUUGCUACGCGGGGUCCCAUCGAUAUGGUGAUCGGUGCACGUGUUUUCUUCGAGCUCUUGCGAAGCGGUCAUUCCAAACUUGGUGAAGGAAAACCGAUGCUCCAGAAUUCCGUGUUUGGUUGGCUAGUAUCCGGUAUUCACGACUGCGGUUCCAAUGAGAGUGAAGUUCGAGUUCAUUGCAACCUUUCAACAUUUCACGAUCCCAGUACGAGUGUUAACAAAAAGGUCCAGACUUAUUCUACAUUAUCAGGAGAGGAGCGCCUCUGUUACGAUUAUUUCGAGUCACGAACAAGCAGAAAUUAUUCCAGUCUGCCCAAUAAACUGGAACUCAUCGGUCAACUGUCCCAGCCUUCGAUUCCUCGUCUCGUUUUCGGGGAAAAUGGAUUUGCUGAUUCGUCGCUACGUGCCUUCGAUGCAUGCAUUCAUCUUCGCUCGAUUUCGUUAUUGGGUGCAGUCAAGACCCGCCUGUUGAGUGCCAGUUUUCGUUUGGCAAAUUCUUUCGCCACCAAUCAGGAUUCGCAAAUUCGGCAGCUUAAUGAAUUCGUUACGUGGCUGCAUGUACCUACAGAAAAUGAUCCGGCUGGCCACAUUUCGCGUGGUUUGACUACAGAAUCGAUCGUUGGCAAUGGACUGUUGUGUAAUGGUCCGAAAUGGCUGCUUCGAAUUCCUCAACCUUGGCUAGCAUCUGGGUGUACCUCGAAAUCCCUGCCAUCUCCAGAAGUAUACACCGAGAAGAGGAAAUCCGUUUUUGAUUCAGCAGUCUGCAUUCACCCGGAAUCCUGGAUACGAGAAACAUUUGGCAACCUCGAUAAUUCUUCUGUUCUUCGAAUUCUCUUCCGCAAACUGUUCAUCAACGCUACGAGACCAUACGACCGAAAGAAUCCGUGCCUCAUUCAGAACUUCGUGGUGAAUCCCAUCAACCUCGACGCUCACGAAGAAUUGCUUUGCGCUGGAUAUUCGCAUCUGUUGGCUGCAGUUCGUCGCUACUGUUUGAUAAAUGGUCCCAACAAAACUCGAAAUACAGUCCACAUACACAUCGUCAAACAUCACCUACAAGUGGCUCUUGUUGUCCUUCAGACACAAGACAAAAUUACCCUUAAAUAA